UGCCCAGAGAGCAUGUCACUUCCGCCAAAUCUCUGACCUGCUGCUAAGAUCGCGACGGGAACUGGAAUCCGAGGUCCCCGCGCGGUCCGGGCCUCGCGCCCUGAGGGGAAGAGCGGCCCGGCCCAGCGUGCUGGGGUGGAGGCCUUGACUCCGGUUCCUUCCCUAGCCAUGACGGACGGGAUUCUAGGGAAGGCAGCCACAAUGGAGAUUCCCAUCCACGGAAAUGGCGAAGCUGGGCAGCUUCCUGAAGACGAUGGACUGGAGCAGGACCUCCAGCAGGUGAUGGUGUCAGGACCCAACCUCAAUGAAACUAGCAUUGUGUCUGGUGGCUAUGGGGGCUCUGGUGAUGGACUCAUCCCCACAGGGUCUGGCCGCCAUCCAUCUCACAGCACAUCACCCUCUGGCCCUGGUGAUGAGGUGGCCCGGGGCAUUGCUGGAGAAAAGUUUGACAUCGUCAAGAAAUGGGGCAUCAACACAUAUAAGUGCACAAAGCAGCUGUUAUCAGAGAGAUUUGGCCGAGGCUCCCGGACUGUGGAUCUGGAGCUAGAGCUGCAGAUUGAGUUGCUGCGUGAGACGAAGCGCAAGUAUGAAAGUGUCCUGCAGCUGGGCCGGGCGCUGACAGCCCACCUCUACAGCCUGCUGCAGACCCAGCAUGCACUAGGUGAUGCCUUUGCUGACCUCAGCCAGAAGUCCCCAGAGCUUCAGGAGGAGUUUGGCUAUAAUGCAGAGACACAAAAGCUGCUGUGCAAGAACGGGGAGACGCUGCUAGGGGCUGUGAAUUUCUUUGUCUCUAGCAUCAACACACUGGUCACCAAGACCAUGGAAGACACACUCAUGACUGUCAAACAGUAUGAGGCUGCCAGGCUGGAGUAUGAUGCCUACCGGACAGACUUAGAGGAGCUGAGCCUAGGGCCCCGGGAUGCAGGGACUCGUGGUCGACUUGAGAGUGCCCAGGCCACUUUCCAGACCCAUCGGGACAAAUAUGAGAAGCUUCGGGGAGAUGUGGCCAUCAAGCUGAAGUUCCUGGAAGAAAACAAGAUCAAGGUGAUGCACAAACAGCUGCUGCUCUUCCACAAUGCCGUGUCUGCCUACUUCGCUGGGAACCAGAAACAGCUGGAGCAGACUCUACAGCAGUUCAACAUCAAGCUGCGGCCUCCAGGAGCCGAGAAGCCUUCCUGGUUAGAGGAGCAGUGAGCGGCUCCCAGCCCAACUUGGCUAUCAAGAAGGACACUGGGCGGGGCAGCCCCAGGGUGGAGGAGAUUGGACGUGGGAUGUCCUUUGCAGUUUACUCGCUGGCUUGGGCUCCCCUGUCCUGGCUGGGGUCUGACACCACUUUUGCCCAUCCUGCUGUGGUCUGACGACGGCCUGUAGGCCCAGAAGCUGCUGCCCCGCCCUUUAUGUUCCCAGCCACUGGGCUUUAUUACCAGACCUUUUCCUUUCACUCCACAGCCAAAGGCUAUGACAAAACACUCCCUGGCCAAUGGCAUCACUCCUCAGGCCUGUCCCCAGCUCUUGGGAUGUGCCCCUGACCAAAGACAGGACCUCCAAAGGCUCUGUCAGCCAAUGGCAGCUCUUCUUGGGCUCCCCCGGGCCAAUAGUGUUGCCUCCAGUACCCUUUGUUCCCUCCUCAAUGUGUGUCCAUUGCAGAGAAGGGAACUGGGACCAAAGGGGUGGGGAUAAUGGGGAGCCCCAUUUGUGGCCCUGCAUCUGAAUGGGCCCUCCCCUCACCCGCCCACCCAGUGGAACUGUGCUUAGAGCCCCAGAAGACUGGGUUCUAGCACUAGGAAUAAACCUUUCAUAAAAGCA
This is a messenger RNA of Apodemus sylvaticus (European woodmouse), 1806 nucleotides long. RefSeq names its product ADP ribosylation factor interacting protein 2 (gene Arfip2). Bases 169 to 1194 code for a protein of 341 amino acids. The transcript has 8 exons. Lineage: Eukaryota; Metazoa; Chordata; Mammalia; Rodentia; Muridae. Gene Ontology annotation, biological process: regulation of Arp2/3 complex-mediated actin nucleation; intracellular protein transport. Gene Ontology annotation, molecular function: protein domain specific binding; phospholipid binding. Gene Ontology annotation, cellular component: trans-Golgi network membrane. The record is from RefSeq and is a predicted model, not a curated record.